Verticillium nonalfalfae is the source of this 1416-nucleotide messenger RNA. RefSeq lists its product as uncharacterized. Lineage: Eukaryota; Fungi; Ascomycota; Sordariomycetes; Glomerellales; Plectosphaerellaceae. Gene Ontology annotation, cellular component: vacuolar membrane. Gene Ontology annotation, molecular function: amino acid transmembrane transporter activity. Gene Ontology annotation, biological process: amino acid transmembrane transport. The transcript is spliced from 2 exons. The record is from RefSeq and is a predicted model, not a curated record. The coding region runs from base 1 to 1416 and encodes 471 amino acids.
AUGGGCAACUCUGCCGACUGGACGAAUGCCCCCGACGCUGACGUGUCGGGUGGUCCCAACACCAAGAACGAGGGCUAUGGCGAAGCCGUGCCCACGUACGAGGCGCCCGCCGCCAACAACGACGACGGCGGCAUGCUCUCAAGCGAGGAGGGUGAACUCAUCAACUACAAGACUCUCAACUGGUGGCAAGGAGGUAUCGUUCUCAUUGCUGAGACGGUCUCCCUCGGCAUUCUCUCCCUGCCUUCGGUGCUGGCCACCGUCGGUCUCGUGCCCGCCAUUGUGCUUAUCCUCGUCAUGAGCGCGCUGUCGACAUACUCGGGCGUCGUGCUCGCCGAAUUCCGCCGCGCCUAUCCCUUUGUGCAGAACUUUGGCGACGCCGUCGAGGUCAUGGGCAAGCCCAUCGGCAUGGGCCGCCUCUUCCAGGAGAUCUUCGGUUGGGCGCAGGUCAUCUUCCAGGUCUUCGUCAUGGGCUCCCACCUGCUGACCUGGACCAUCUGCCUCAACACGCUGACCAACAGCUCGACCUGCACCAUCGUCUGGGCCGUCGUCGGUCUCGCCGUCUUCUGGGUCCUUAACCUGCCGCGCACCCUCAAGUGGACAUCGUACAUGUCCAUGACAUCGUGCCUCUCCAUCACCGUCGCCAUGCUCAUGACGCUCGGCGACGUCGCCGCCGAGAAGCCCAUCGGCUCAGGCUCGAUCGAAGUCGCCCGCCACCUCGGCUUCACCGGCGCAUUCCUCGCCGUCACCAACAUUGCCGUGGCCUUCUCGAGCCACUCGUGCUUCUUCAGCGUCAUUGGCGAGUUCAAGAACCCCGACGACUGGCCCAAGGCGCUUGCCCUGCUCCAGAUCUGCGACACGACCCUCUACCUCCUCGCCGCCAUUGUCAUCUACGUCUACGUCGGCCAGGACGUCCCGUCGCCGGCCCUCAGCGCCGCGCACUCUCCCACAAUGCGCAAGGCCAUCUGGGGCGUCGCCAUCCCCACCAUUGUCAUCGCCGGCGUCAUCUACGGCCACGUUGCCGCCAAGUACAUCUUCUCCCGCAUGUUCCGCGAUACCAAGCACAUGAUCCGCCGCACCAAGCUCUCCAACCUCGCCUGGGUCGCCGUCACCUUCGGCAUCUGGGUCCUCGCCACCGUCAUCGCCGAGUCCAUUCCCGUCUUCAACAGCCUGCUCGGCCUCAUCGCUGCCCUCUUCGCCAGCUGGUUCUCCUACGGCCUCCCCGGCAUCUUCUGGCUGUGGAUGCACAAGGGAAACUACUUCUCCAGCAAGGCGCAGACGUGCCGCUUCGUCGCCAACGUCGUGCUCUUCCUGACUGGCUUCCUCAUCUGCGUGCUCGGCCUGUGGGCUUCCAUCGAGGCCAUCGCCACGGAGAAGGGCACGAAGCCUUGGACGUGCGCUAGCAAUGCUGCCGAGUAA